AUAAAAUCUUAGUUGUAUGAUUCUAUCACACAGAACAGACUCUGCUAACUUUUCAUUUCCCCCAACACCCAAUUUUCCACCUUUUCUGUCCUUCUCAGUGGGAUACAGGACUAAAAUGGACUCGAGUUCUAUUUUCGGAACAAACCAGAAAGUCAUGGAAGAAGAGCUCGAGAGGAAAGCGGAGGAGUAUCGUAACAAAGAGGAGAUAGCAAUGAUUUCUCAGCAAUGUGAAAGGGCAAAGGUUGAGUUCAACAUGGAGGUGAUUGCUGGUCCCUCUCCCAAGAUGGUUGCUGUGGAGGCUGCCAUAAGAUUAGGGGCAUCAUGGGUGAUUCUUGACAGGCAGAUGAAGAAAGAUAAGCAAUUUUUCAUGGAGAAGUUGUCAUGUGGUAUAUCGAGGAUGAAACGUAACAAUUCUGUUGAGCAAUUGAGAGGGCCAAAGCCAUUUGGGAGAAGUAAACAAGUCACCGAAAGACGAAGCAACUCAGUCACCAAAAAACGCAGCAAAGACCGCCAUGUAAAAUAUGAUGAAAUGAUACCAGGAAGCCCAGACGAGGAACUUUCUCCUAAAAGAUCUCCAAGUCUUCGAAUGACCAGUUCUGGAAAAGAACAAGAUGGUGAUGGUAGUGGACACCCAUGGCCUAACCAUAGAAAAUCUACCUCAUCAAGUGAGCCCUUGUUGACAACUAGAAUGUCAAGUGCGGGGAAUACUGAAACCAUAACUUCUUGUCUUCCCUGUCAUUAUCAAGAGGAAGAAAGCACGACAAAUACUGAAAGGGGAAAAGCAGGAGAGCAUUCCCCAUUUCCAAUUGCUGAGAGUGAAGCAAGGGUUCAAAAGGAAACAGAUAAUGCUGGGAGCCCAGAUGAAUAUAAACAGCAUAGCUACAAGGAUGAUUGGAUAGGAGAAUGUCAAACAGAUGAAGAAUUUAAAAACUCAAUUUGCACAGUUUGCAAGAACAAACGGCCAACAAUUGGAUGGAAGAGAGAUUUUACUCAUGCAGAGCUCCUAGGUGCUACAGACGGGUUUUCUGCAACGAAAUACUUGUCUGAAGGUGGAUUUGGUUCCGUCUACAAAGGAGAUCUGAAUGGACUGAAGAUUGCUGUUAAGCAACAUAAAAAUGCAAGCUGCCAAGGAGAGAAGGAAUUUGAGUCUGAAGUACACGUACUCAGCAAGGCAAGACAUGAGAAUUUGGUGAUGCUGUUAGGGUCAUGUUCGGAAGGAAACCACAGGCUCCUUGUUUACGAAUAUGUUUGCAAUGGUUCAUUGGAUAAACAUCUAUCAAACCACAGCAGAAGACCUCUUAGUUGGGAUAAGAAGAUAAAAAUUGCUACUGGAGCUGCAAGAGGCUUACAAUACCUGCAUGCAAACAACAUCAUCCACAGAGAUGUGAGGCCAAACAACAUCCUCGUGACACAUGAUUAUGAAUCCCUGUUAGGAGAUUUUGGUCUUGCAAGAAGUCAACAUGAAGACUCAGAUCGAACAUCAGAUACAACAAGAGUUGUCGGAACUCUGGGAUAUUUGGCACCAGAAUAUGCAGAAAAUGGGAAAGUGUCAACAAAGACAGAUGUUUAUGCUUUUGGGGUCAUUCUAUUACAGCUUAUCACAGGAAUGAGGCCUACUGACAAGAAGCUUGGAGGAAAAAGUCUAGUGGGAUGGGCAAGACCACUAUUAAAAGAAAGGAACUAUCCAGAUUUAAUCGACCCCAGGAAUGUGGAUUGCCACGAUGUUCACCAACUCUAUUGGAUGGUUCGGGUAGCCGAAAAAUGCCUCAGCAGGGAUCCCCAUAAGAGAUUAACUAUGGAUACUGUAUGUCCACCUGACUAAGUAGACCCUGGUUAAUGUCUAUAUGUAUGUCUGCAUCAUCAAGUCCUUUAACACAAUAAAAACUAGGACACAAGUUGAAUGCAUAUAGAUAAACAGUGGAACAAGCAUAAAGAUGAACAUUAAAUAUUAGAAUACCAACUGCUAUAUGACACUUAUAAUUAGCAUCUCCUAUUUUGCUAACAAUAAAUAUGUUGCACAUAAAUAAUAAUAAACAAGCACUAUCCCAUCAAUUGGUAGUCAUAAUCUGGGCAUUUCUCUUUGCUCAUCAUUCACAAGGAACAAUUAAAUUAAACUAAAUCAACACAUUAUACCAUCAAGUUUGAUAGGAACCUACCUGG
Messenger RNA from Prunus persica (peach), 2160 nucleotides. Its product is annotated as probable serine/threonine-protein kinase PBL5. Bases 17 to 1822 code for a protein of 601 amino acids. Gene Ontology annotation, molecular function: protein tyrosine kinase activity; ATP binding. Gene Ontology annotation, cellular component: plasma membrane. Lineage: Eukaryota; Viridiplantae; Streptophyta; Magnoliopsida; Rosales; Rosaceae. The record is from RefSeq and is a predicted model, not a curated record. Gene Ontology annotation, biological process: protein phosphorylation. The transcript is spliced from 7 exons.